Molecule: messenger RNA, 8512 nt
Organism: Coregonus sp. 'balchen'
Lineage: Eukaryota; Metazoa; Chordata; Actinopteri; Salmoniformes; Salmonidae
Source: the annotation of a GenBank genome assembly
GACACAUAUCUACAAUUUAUCACGUGACGUGUAUGAGGAAAUAUCGCAGCCAAAGAGGAGAAAGGUGGAUGUUCUACACAUUUUGAUUGAUAUCCGCCAAAAUCGUCGAAAAUGAGUGCUAGUUUGGACAUCAGACUGAAAAGAGCAAAUAAAGUAUAUCAUGAGGGGGUAAGGGUCAAUUUGCCUAAAUCUACAUCGUGAGAUAUACAGUAUAGCUAUCGAUGCUAACAAACUGUAAGAAGAGCAGACAUUUUUUCAGGCUUGUUUGGGUAGAAAGCUGUCAUUCCAAAUGGAAUAGCUUGUACACGUGCAUCAGUGACAGGUGAUACAGUGAAGUGUCAUAUAAGUAGAUAACCACGUGUAUUUUAACCUCUUCUACCCACGACAUGUUCUGUUAAUAGCUCGUGUUGACCAUUAUGUUAUACUCCAAACUUCACAAUACAGUGGCUAGGUUAACCGUGAGUUAGAUUACUGUAUUUCGUACCUCUGGCAACUUGGCAAGUCGUGUGCAUGAGAAUUGUUUUGCUUGCUUCUUGCUACAGAGCAAUCUUUCGUGUGUGUGUGUGUGUGUGGUGAAGAGAUGAUAAUGAUUAUUUUGACUGAUCAGUAGUUAUCCAUUUCUUCAAUGUGUAAGAUUUCUACUGCCGUCUAGUGGAUGUCCUGCGUUGUCGAACAUGAGUUAUCUAUGACGAUGACAUACAGGUAACUGCCAAAAUAAAGGAAACACUUGAAUAAAAGAGCGAUAGGAAGUAUAUUGAAAGCAGGUGCUUCCAUACAGGUGUGGUAUCAAAGUUAAGUAAGCAAUUAACAACCCAUCAUCGUGUGUGUGUGUGUGAGAGUCACCAGAUCUCAACCCAAUUGAACACUUAAGGGAGAUUCUGGAGCAGAGGCAGUGUUUUCCACCACCAUCAACAAAACACCAAAUGAUGGAAUGUUUUGUGGAAGAAUGGUGUCGCAUCCCUCCAAUAGAGCUCCAGACACUUGUAGAAUCUAUGCCAAGGCGCAUUGAAGACACUUUGCAGGUGUUUCCUUUAUUUUGGCAGUUACCUGUAUCAUCUCACCAAAUACCCCCUCUGGUCAUAGUACAGCUUUAUAAACACCCUAAACACCACAGUGUGAUACUUAGCCACAUUUCACAUUUGUAAUAUCAUUUCUGGUUUAUCAUGUCAGGAGGUCCUUGCCGGUGUUGUGGCGAUAGUGAGUAAGGAGGCGGUCCAGCACCAGGGCAUCACUCUCACCAUGGAGGGCAUUGUCAACCUACAGCUUAGCUCCAAGAGUGUGGGAGUCUUUGAGGCUUUCUACAACUCUGUCAAGGUGAGAGUCCAACAGUAUUUCCAAGCCCAAGGAUCACCACACGUUGAAUGCCUCUUUAACAUUUUUAGAUUAGAAUGUUAUUGUCAUGGACUGUUUAGUGCCAACAUGGAGGAUAGAUAGCUUGCCUAGGUCUGUAUAUCAAUGGCUCUGAUGUCACAGAUUGUUCUCUCCCCUCUUUCUGUAACAGCCCAUUCAACUUAUCACAAGCAACAUUGAAGUGGUAAAGCAAGGGAAGGUGCCUGGAGGCAAGACAGAGAUUCCCUUUGAGUUCCCCCUGCACACAAAGGGCAACAAAGUGCUGUAUGAGACCUACCAUGGUGUUUUCGUCAACAUUCAGGUAAUGACCACAGAGCUGGGGCCUGCCCUGCACUUUGCAGAUGGCUGUCUCCUGUGUUUUCAGACUAUGACCUAGAUUCUUCUCCAUGUCAGACAAGGGCCAGACCAGCCAGAGAACCAUACUAUACCUCCCAAAGCAGAUAUUUCAGUGUCCAAAAUUGAUUGUGUAUUCAUUUAGUCUAUUUUGGGGUCAGACCUGCUUCAGCCUGUGCUAUUUCUGAGGACUGUUUAAAAGAUCCCUUUUAUUGUCAUGUCAUCUAAAAAAUAAAAUGUAAACCCCUCUGUAUCUGUAGCUAAUGAGGUGUAAUGAUAGAGACAGAGAGGCACAGAUUGACAUUUCCUGUGUUUCAGUCGGUUGUCAUCUCAAGGAAACUGAAAAAACUAAAAACUAAAGGGAAGUUUGCUUAAAAAAACAUGUUUUCAUCACUGCAGAUGUAUAGGCCUAAGCAAUGAGAUAAUGUUAUUAGCAGAUGCUGAAAGGUCAUUUUCCAGCAAUCUUACAUUUUGCUGGAGUAAAAAUAAUGGGACAUUCUGUAGUUGCCGAGGCAUUUUUUUGUCCCCUGAAUCAGUCAAGCUUCAGAAAGGAGCUAGACGUAUUCUCUGUCUGCUAAAUUGAUGAGAUGUAGACCAACAUUUGAAUAGCCUAAUGCUUGAGCAUUAAACCUUUGGAAAACAAUGCUCUAAUAGGCUACAUCUUCUUGUAUUCAUAGGCUUUGUUUUUGUCCAAUAAGAAUGUUUACCCUUGAAAACCUAAAGUUGUGUGUCUUCUGAAACAGCACUAUCUAGUAGAUUAGGUAUUUUUUUAUUGCUUUCCAGAAUAAGCAAGGCAUUCAAAGGACAGAGGGUAGGCUCUGUACUGCAUCUAAUAUUAGACUUAAAAUUCAGAUAGUACUGAUGAGGAACCUCAUAGGGGGUGACUUGUCAGUCUCAAUUCUACUACUGGAAAAGGUAUCCAGCUUUAUUUUAAGGCAGGCUUCUAACAAUCACUCUGCCUGUUUCUCCUGACAAAAUCAUGUAAGAAAAAGUAUUUGUAUCCACAAAAGCCUUGUUACUAAUGUUAAUAAUUGUAUGGUGUUUAUGAUCUCAGUACACCCUCCGUUGUGACAUGAAGCGCUCCUUGUUGGCCAAAGACCUGAGUAAGACCUGUGAAUUCAUGGUGCACUGUCUGGUGAGAUCAACCAUCAUCCUGAUUCAGACCACUAUCUCAUCUCUUCUGAUACCAUACAAACACACCACCUUAACAUGAUCUGACAUUGCUUGAUUUUAAGUUUCAUGUAGCUACAGUAAGAAACAGCCCUGUAGAUUCUCAUACUUUUCUUCAAUAUACAGUGGGGGAAAAAAGUCAGCCACCAAUUGUGCAAGUUCUCCCACUUAAAAAGAUGAGAGAGGCCUGUAAUUUUCAUCAUAGGUACACGUCAACUGACAGACAAAUUGAGAAAAAAAAUCUGAAUCUGCAAUAGGUAAGCAGCUUGGUUUGAAGAAAUCAACUGUGGGAGCAAUUAUUAGGAAAUGGAAGACAUACAAGACCACUGAUAAUCUCCCUCGAUCUGGGGCUCCACGCAAGAUCUCACCCCGUGGGGUCAAAAUGAUCAGAAGAACGGUGAGCAAAAAUCCCAGAACCACACGGGGGGACCUAGUGAAUGACCUGCAGAGAGCUGGGACCAAAGUAACAAAGCCUACCAUCAGUAACACACUAUGCCGCCAGGGACUCAAAUCCUGCAGUGCCAGACGUGUCCCCCUGCUUAAGCCAGUACAUGUCCAGGCCUGUCUGAAGUUUGCUAGAGUGCAUUUGGAUGAUCCAGAAGAGGAUUGGGAGAAUGUCAGAUGAAACCAAAAUAUAACUUUUUGGUAAAAACUCAACUCGUCGUGUUUGGAGGACAAAGAAUGCUGAGUUGCAUCCAAAGAACACCAUACCUACUGUGAAGCAUGGGGGUGGAAACAUCAUGCUUUGGGGCUGUUUUUCUGCAAAGGGACCAGGACGACUGAUCCGUGUAAAGGAAAGAAUGAAUGGGGCCAUGUAUCGUGAGAUUUUGAGUGAAAACCUCCUUCCAUCAGCAAGGGCAUUGAAGAUGAAACGUGGCUGGGUCUUUCAGCAUGACAAUGAUCCCAAACACACCGCCUGGGCAACGAAGGAGUGGCUUCGUAAGAAGCAUUUCAAGGUCCUGGAGUGGCCUAGCCAGUCUCCAGAUCUCAACCCCAUAGAAAAUCUUUGGAGGGAGUUGAAAGUCUGUGUUGCCCAGCGACAGCCCCAAAACAUCACUGCUCUAGAGGAGACCUGCAUGGAGGAAUGGGCCAAAAUACCAGCAACAGUGUGUGAAAACCUUGUGAAGACUUACAGAAAACGUUUGACCUGUGUCAUUGCCAACAAAGGGUAUAUAACAAAGUAUUGAGAAACUUUUGUUAUUGACCAAAUACUUAUUUUCCACCAUAAUUUGCUAAUAAAUUCAUUAAAAAUCCUACAAUGUGAUUUUCUGGAUUUUUUUUCUUCUCAUUUUGUCUGUCAUAGUUGACGUGUACCUAUGUUGAAAAUUACAGGCCUCUCUCAUCUUUUUAAGUGGGAGAACUUGCACAAUUGGUGGCUGACUAAAUACUUUUUUCCCCCACUGUAGAUGCAGUUACAAGUGAAGUGAUGUUGUAAUCUGUAGUUACACAAUAUGACAUCAUACAUGAUUUCUAGGGGACUGUCCCUUCUCUGGGGCCAUGGAGACCAUUUGCUCAUGCUUAGACUGUCUCCUUUCUCUACUCUCAGCCACAGAAAGCCAAGCUGCAACCCACCCCGGUGGAAUUCACCAUCACGCCAGAGACCCUGCAGAAUGUCCGCGAGGUACAGCAGGCCUGUCGGAAUAUGACCAAAAACCUACAAAAUGUUCAAUGACAUUUAAUCUACACUGACCAAAAGUAUGUGGACACCUGCUCAUUGACCAUCUCAUUCCAAAAUCAUGGGCAUUAAUAUGGAGUUGGUCCCCCCUUUUGCUGCUAUAACAGCCUCCACUCUUCAGGGAAGGCUUUCCACUAGAUGUUGGAAAAUUACUGCGGGGACUUGCUUCCAUUCCGCCACGAGCAUUAGUGAGGUCGGGCACUGAUGUUGGACGAUUAGGCCUGGCUCGCAAUAGUCAGCAUUCCAAUUCAUCCCAAAGGUGUUCGGUGGGGUUGAGGUCAGGGCUCUGUGCAGGCCAGUCAAAUUCUUCCACAUCGAUCUCCACAAACCAUUUCUGUAUGGACCUCACUUUGUGCACGGGGGCAUUGUCAUUCUGAAACAGGAAAGGGCCUUCCCCAAACUGUUGCCACAAAGUUGGAAGCACAGAAUCAUCUAGAAUGUCAUUGUAUGCUGUAGCGUUAAGAUUUCCCUUCACUGGAACUAAGGGGCCUAGCCUGAACCAUGAAAAACAGCCCCAGACUAUUAUUCCUCUUCCACCAAACUUUACAGUUGGCACUAUGCAUUCAGGCAGGUAGCGUUCUCCUGGAAUCUGCCAAACCCAGAAUCGUCCGUCGGACUGCCAGAUGGUGAAGCGUGAUUAAUCACUCCAGAGAACGCGUUUCCACUGCUCCAGAGUCCAAUGGCGGCGAGCUUUACACCACUCCAGCCGACGCUUGGCAUUGCGCAUGGUGAUCUUAGGUUUGUGUGCGGCUGCUCGGCCAUGGAAACCCAUUUCAUGAAGUUCCCGACAAACAGUUGUUGUGCUGAUGUUGCUUCCAGAGGCAGUUUGGAACACGCUAGUGAGUGUUGCAACCGAGGACAUACUAUUUUUUACACGCUUCAGCACUCAACGGUCCUGUUCUGUGAGCUUAUGGCCUAACACUUCAUGGCUGAGCCGUUGUUGUAGACGUUUCCAUUUCACAAUAACAGCACUUACAGUUGACCGGGGCAGCUCUAGCAGGGCAGAAAUUUGACGAACUGACUUGUUGGAAAGGUGGCAUCCUAUGAUGGUGCCAUGUUGAAAGUCACUGAGCCUUCAGUAAGGCCAUUCUACUGCCAAUGUUUAACUAUGGAGAUUGCAUGGCUGUGUGCUCGAUUUUAUACACCUGUCAGCAACAGGUGUGGCAGAAAUAGCUGAAUCCACUCAUUUGAAGGUGUGUCCACAUACUUUUGUGUAUAUAUAGUGUACCUUUGGCAUUCUAGAUGUUGGUUUCCUGGGUCUUAAUCGGUCUACUCAGUCAUUGAUCAAAAUUGAUUUGAGGGAAACCAGCAGACACCGCAGCAGGAAUGUUCAGACCGUUAACAUCAUCCCAUUUUUGUAUUACUCACCAUCGUCUCCCUCAGAGGAGUUUGCUGCCCAAGUUCCUGAUCCGGGGCCACCUGGACGCCACGAACUGUGUGAUCACUCAGCCCCUGACUGGAGAACUGGUGGUGGAGAGCUCUGAUGUCGCCAUCAAGAGCAUCGAGCUGCAGCUGGUCCGUGUAGAGACCUGCGGUGAGUCUGACGCUACUUAACCCAUCGACACUGAACAAAAAUAUAAACGCAACAAUUUCAAAUAUUUUACUGAGUUGCAGUUCAUAUAAGGAUAUCAGUCAAUUGAAAUAAAUUAAUUAGGCCCUAAUCAAUGGAUUUCACAUGACUGGGAAUACAAAGUAGGGGCGUGGAUCAGAAAACAAGUCAGUAUCUGGUGUGACCACCAUUUGCCUCAUGCAGCGUGACACAUCUCCUUCGCAUAGAGUUGAUCAGGCUGUUGAUUUUGGCCUGAGGAAUGUUGUCCCACUUCUCUUCAAUGGCUGUGCGAAGUUGCUGGAUAUUGGCGGGAACUGGAACACGCACGUCGAUCCAGAGCAUCCUAAACAUGCUCAAUGGGUGACAUGUCGGGUGAGUAUGCAGGCCAUGGAAGAACUGGGACAUUUUCAGCUUCCAGGAAUUGUGUACAGAUCCUUGCAACAUGGGGCCGUACAUUAUCAUGCUGAAACAACAUGAGGUGAUGGUACGACAAUGGGCCUCAGGAUCUCGUCAUGGUAUCUCUGUGCAUUCAAAUUGCCAUCGAGAAAAUGCAUUUGUUUUCGUUGUCCGUAGCUUAUGCCUGCCAAUACCAUAACCCCAGCGCCACCAUGGGGCACUCUGUUCACAACGUUGACAUCAGAAACCACUCGCCCACACGACGCCAUACACGCUGUCUGCCAUUUUCACGGUACAGCUGAAACCGGGAUUCAUCCGUGAAAAGCACACUUCUCCAGCGUGCCAGUGGCCAUCGAAGGUGAGCAUUUGCCCACUGCAGUCAGGUCAAGACCAUGGUGAGGGUGAUGAGCACGCAGAUGAGCUUCCCUGAGAUGUUUUCUGACAGUUUGUGCAGAAAUUAUUCGGUUGUGCAAACCCACAGUUUCAUCAGCUGUCCGGGUGGCUGGUCUCAAACGAUCCUGCAGGUGAAGAAGCUGGAUAUGGAGGUCCUGGACUGGCGUGGUUACACAUGGUCUUUGGUUGUGAGGCCAGUUGGAUAUACUGCUAAAUAAUCUAAAAUGACGUUGGUAGAGAAAUGAACAUGAAAUUCUCUGGCAACAGCUCUGGUGGACAUUCCUGCAGUCAGCAUGUCAAUUGCACACUCCCUCAACUUGAGACAUCUGUGGCAUUGUGUUGUGUGACAAAACUGCCCAUUUUAGAGAGUGGCCUUUUGUCUCCAGCACAAGGUGCACUUGUGUAAUGAUCAUGCUGUUUAAUCAGCUUCUUGAUAUGCCACACAUGUCCGGUGGAUGGAUUAACUUGGUAAAGGAUAAAUGCUCACUAACAGGGAUGUAUACAACAUUUGAGAAAUAAGCUUUUUGUGCGUAUGGAAAUGUCUGGGAUUUUGUAUUUCAGUUUAUGAAACAUGGAACCAACAUUUUUCCAUGUUGCUUUUAUAUUUUUGUUCAGUAUAUUUAGAGGGCAGGCCCUGGUAGAAUACUUUUAACAAUGCAUCCUUCAAGGGAAUCGUUCAUCUGAACUGUACGUGGUUGAAUGAAAGUAAGAUUCCCAUUACUUUGCUUUCUCCAAUCCAGAUUAGUGUCUAAAGUGUUUGAACAGGCUCUAGUUGGUGUUAAAAGGGCACUGUUUUCCAAACAGACCCCUACCCACUCCUAUAGAAGUUUAAUAGCGUUUCUCCAUCCGUGCCAGGCUGUGCUGAGGGCUAUGCCAGAGAUGCCACAGAGAUCCAGAACAUCCAGAUAGCAGAGGGAGACGUCUGCCACAGCCUGCCCAUCCCCAUCUACAUGGUCUUCCCUAGGCUCUUUACCUGCCCUACCCUUGAGACUAUCAACUUUAAAAUCGGUGAGGUAACCUGUAAUAAAUACAAUUCAAAUAGUGCAACAGUUGAGUGGUUUACUGAUGACUGACGGGUGCGAUUCUUUGUUCCUCUGUAGAGUUUGAGGUGAACGUGGUGAUUGUCCUCCAUGACGAACAUCUGAUCACAGAGAACUUUCCUCUGAAGCUGUGCCGAGCAUGAGAGCCCAGAGGUCCACUGCAAUCUGGAGGAUAGUCAGGCAUGCCUUUGACAUGCCUGGGCAAGACCGACCUGAAGUGACCUGUUGGCUGGGCAUCCCUGUUCUGAAUCAAUGACACGGUCUAUAAGUGCAUGAUGUUAUAUGGAUGUAUGUCUACAGUUCAGAAAACAAGACUGAAAAAGCAGAGGAUGUUCAAGAUUAUGGGCUACCUUUCAAUAUAAUAGUGCAAAUGUCAAAAUGGACCAAGUAACUUAAUUGUGUAACAAAUCAUGACAUUGUUGAAGCUGCAUUGUUGCAUUUCAGAAGGUUUUUGGAGACACUGCCCACCAUUAGCAGUAAUAUGGUAAUUUUCUAACAGAAUGAAUGUUGGCACUAGCCCAAAUAACAUUCUAAAAUGGAGGCAUUUCAAACUAACAAGAAGGUAUACAAAAGCAACCAAGUUAUUAAAUGCAUUUUAACAUUCCA